Alternaria ethzedia is the source of this 2079-nucleotide messenger RNA. RefSeq lists its product as uncharacterized. Gene Ontology annotation, cellular component: cytoplasm. The transcript is spliced from 5 exons. Gene Ontology annotation, molecular function: dipeptidyl-peptidase activity. The coding region runs from base 1 to 2079 and encodes 692 amino acids. Lineage: Eukaryota; Fungi; Ascomycota; Dothideomycetes; Pleosporales; Pleosporaceae. The record is from RefSeq and is a predicted model, not a curated record.
AUGGCUUCCAAUCGCGCUCGAGUGCCUGACCAGGCCUCUCCAAUCCACCGUCUGGCGAUCAAGUCUCUCUUCGACAGUCUUCCACCUCGCGACAAGCUCUACGCUCACUAUCUUUCGCAAGCAGCCUGGCAUGGAGCGCGCAUCGUUCUGCGCCAGACCUCUUUAGAAUCGGAAGACAUCUUCGACUUCAUCAUAAAGGCCUAUCGUGCGUGCGAGGGCGAGUGGAGCCAGUUCGAGGAUGUAUGCGCGGUGACCAACGACGAAGUCAAGGCUUUUUUGUGCUAUGCUGGGCUAUUCCUGUACAAUCUCGGAAACUUCUAUGGUGAGGGAGGUCAGAAGUUUGUGCCUGAUCUUAGCAAAGAGUCUCUGGAGAAGAUCGUGGGAUGCGUGGGCAUGACAGAACCUGCUGCUGAAAACCUUGUCGAGGCUAUGACUGCAGUACCCCCGCAGGGUCUUGGAUAUCCGAGCGAUACUGCGGUGUCGAGGUACUACCUGGGCGACCGCAUCACACGUACAGAGAUCAAAGAAAUCCAGCUGGCCAUGCAGGAAAAGGGCUAUGAGCCUGAGAAUACGAGGGUGCGGAAGACAACGGAACACGGAUGCGCUGUCUAUGAAGUUCUCCAGGCCUCGUAUGAUUUAGGCAGUCACAAUCUUACUGCAGUAGAACGCCUUGGCGGCUCGGAAGUUACAUUGAUGAAAGGAGAUCAUCGGAACCAAGUGUCUAAUAUUGGCCACUACCUCGGCCGCGCCAGCAUGUACGCACAGAACGACAACCAGGUGAAGACGCUUGAACGCUACAUCUACAGCCUCGUAACCGGAUGUCUCGGAGCAUAUCGACAAGGCCAGGAAACCUGGGUCAAAGACGUUGCCCCCUCGAUCGAACACAUCCUCGGCUUCGUAGAAUGCUAUCGCGACCCCCAUGGCGUACGGGCGGAAUGGGAAGGCGUAGUAUGUAUCGCGGAUCCAGAAGAAACAAAGAAGAUGGAAGUCUUCGUGGCUAGUGCAGCGAAGUUCUGUACCUUGUUACCUUGGGCGACGGCGGAGAACGAAGGCAAGGGCUUGUUCGAGAAGGACGUGGUUGUCAUACCCCAAUGUGCGAUUGUGCAUGCGCUAACAGUCUGCUGCCCUCACUCACCUCUACUUGCUCAGUACAAUGACAUCCGCGAGAACCACGGCUCAAAGAACAUCAUCAUCGCCAACCGAAUGAGCGCGAAUCGCAACUCCUCCGGCGCAUCCGUCUACCUUCAACCCCCAGACCGCGAACUCUACCGCCAAAACCUCCAUACCAUCCGCUUCGUCGCAACAGUUAUCCACGAACUCCUCGGCCACGGCACCGGAAAACUCCUGAGCGAAACAGCCCCCGGUAUAUUCAACUUCGAUGUCACAAACCCGCCAAUUAACCCUUUGACGGGCCAAACGGUGGCCUCCUGCUACCGCCCCAACGAAACAUAUUGGAGCAUAUUCGAGGACAUUGCCAAUUCAGUUGAAGAGUGUAGGGCUAUACUCAUGUCAGCAUACCUCGUCGAUAACAAAGACAUUCUCGCCAUCUUCGGGUAUGAUGAGAAGACUGAGUUGACGGCUGAUCACUUGGUCUACCUUUCGUACCUGCACCUUGGUGUCGAGGGGUUGCGCUCUCUCGAGCACUACAACCCCGACGACAAGAAGUGGACCCAAGCGCACAGCCAAGGUUACUUCGCCAUCUUCAAGCACCUCCUCAUCGAAGGCGGCGGCGUCCUCACUGUCCACCACGACGCAAACACAUCCGACCUCCACGUCACCGUCGACAGUACCAAGAUCAUAUCUCACGGCAAACCUGCACUGGGUCGCUUGAUGUGUGCCCUGCAUAUCUGGCGGUGCACAGCAGAUGUCAACGCGUGUCGACCGUUUUAUGAGAACUUGACCAGUGUGGAGGGUGUGUAUGAGGUGUGGAGGAAAGUUGUAGCGACGAGGCCGGAGCGGAGGGCGAAGUUCGUGCAGGGAAAUACGUUCUUGAAGAAGAAUGGGGAGAUGGAAUAUAGGGAGUACGAGGAGAGUGAUGAGGGAAUCAUUAAAUCUUGGGCUGAGAGGGGACCUCUAUGA